GUUUACUGUUAGAAUUGGUGUUGUGUACUGAUGGAGGGAACUGCGGACGGAAAUUUACAGAAUACAGUAUCGACGUAAUACACGUAUAAAUAAAACUAAGUAAACCUUUACAGAGGAAUCCAGAAAGUGGCCACAACAACAUCAGGACAUGGUCUCGGAAUCGCCAUGGACUGAUACGGCUCAUUGUUGUCGAAACAGUAACUAAGACGACCGGCGAGAGGACUAAGCAGAAGCCGGAGUAACUGCUUAGGUCUGAUUUCAGGAUGCGCAUGGCUCGGAAACGUAAAUGUAGCUGUCCACAACUGGGGCUUUCCAGCUUGAAAUCCUUGAAGAAGGAGGAAUGUGUAUCUGACCCUCAAGCAGCCUGUAAUGCACCCCUUGGCUCAAAGAUCUGUACACCGGUCGAAGGGAAGUGCCAGGGGCUUGUGUCAGAUACACCUUCAUCAAGAAGACGUUCAGCAAGGUACCAGACCCAGUGCAGUGUGGAGUCACAGCAUUGUUCCAGCCUGACACAGCGCCUUUCUCCUGAGAACGACACUGAUCUUGGUCUGAUCAUCACUCUGGAUGAAGAAUUUUAUAGGGCACAAUGUGAAGGGAAAAGGAAAGGCAUGAAGGUGAAACAAGGAGUGCCCUCUGCAGAGAAAGAAGCCCCUGCAAUGACAGGGGUGGUGCAGGACAUGGAAGGCCAGGAAGUGCCAGAGGAGGACAUCAAUGGGCAGCUAGACAGAGAGCUGGAGAGAAAAUCACGACAGCAUAAUCUAACAUCUGCAAAUGUGCGAAAUAUCCUUCAUGAAGUCAUUACCAAUGAGCAUGUGGUCGCCAUGAUGAAAGCUGCUAUUAGAGAGACGCAGGACAUGCCCAUGUUUGAGCCCAAGAUGACUCGCUCCAAGUUAAAGGAGGUUGUAGAGAAAGGAGCAGUCAUUCCUACCUGGAACAUUUCUCCAAUUAAAAAGCCCAGUGAAGUUAAGCCCCCCCAGUUUGUAGACAUCCAUUUGGAAGAAGAAGACUCUUCUGAUGAAGAGUAUUGCCCUGAUGAAGAUGAGGAGGAUGAGACAGCAGAGGACACGUUUUUAGAAAGUGAUGCGGAAAGCAUAGCUUCCUCCCCUCGGGGCAGCCAGGUGGGGCGAUCCAGGACUCCUGUGAACAGCACAGAGGGAGAGGAGAUCAGGACUAGCAGUCCGAGACAGCUGUUGCGUCAAUCCAGGCACCUGAGGGUGGAGGCUGUUCCUAUGGGUCCACCUCCUGCACCCCAAUCCAACUGUCCUUCGCGACCUGCCAAGGCCCCUCCUGAGUGUACUUUCAUGGAGAAGCUGCAUGCUGUAGAGGAGGAAUUGGCCCUUAGCCCUGUGUGCAUGGAGCCCUACCAGAACCUGAGCAACAGUGGCAGUGGGGAGGAUAGCCUUGUGGCCUGUCGGACUCGUUCCAAGCGACCCCUCCGAGACGUACCUCUGGGCAAGCUGGAAGCAGAGCUGCGUGCCCCUGACAUCACGCCCGACAUGUACGAUUGCGGCUCAGCACCGGAAGACAGAGAGUGGACCCAGUGGCUUCAAGGCCUCAUGAGUUCUGACUUGGAAAAUGAAGAAGAAGGAGAUGAUGACGAUGACCCAGAGUAUAACUUCCUGGAAGACAUUGAUGAGCCCGACCUGGAGGAUUACCGUAACGAUCGGGCAGUUCGGAUCACUAAAAAGGAGGUGAAUGAGCUGAUGGAGGAACUGUUUGAGACGUUCCAGGAUGAAUUGGGGGUGCAAGACCGGGAUGAUGAAGGCCAUGAGGAAGAAGAGGAGAAAGAGGAAGAGUUUCCACCACCAGGAGCUCCCAAAUUUAAUGUCCCACAAGCCAUCCGGUUCGAGGCACCGCUGGCCAUCAUGCUGACAGAGCGACAUCGUGCAGCGAGGGAACAGCUAGAGGCUCUUCAGCAGCGGCGUGCCCUUCUGGAGAACCAAGCCAAAGCCUCUCAGAGUCCUCCAGGCCCUCAGGUGCUGUUGGUACCAUCACCCUGUCCCCUCAUCCUCAGUCUCACACAGAAACUGCAACUCCAGCAACAAAUGCAACAGCAUGUCCAGCUGCUCACACAGGUGCACAUGCUGAGCAGCCCGGUGAAGGCACUGGAGAGUGAGGCCAAUACAACAAUACACUUCCUGGAGGAGCUGAAGUUAUUUGCAGAGCAUAGUGAGCAGGCCAGGUGCUCUUUGCAGCCAGGUUUUGUCAGCAUCUUCCGAGCCUGCAACCUGCAGGGUGCGCUUUCUCUCCUGGAAGAGCUGAGGCUUUCUCCUGUCUCUGUUGUUCCAGCCAAACCUGUCCGAGCCAAUUGUGUUCGCUCUUACCCCUUACUGCCCCAACAAAUGGCUUGGUUGAUGGCCACUCGGUCAGUUUUCAUGUACCCAGAAUUGCUGCCCCACUGCAGCCUAGACCCUGCUUUGCACCCUCCACGAUCCAAGAAUGUCUACACCCAGGGGGAGGAAUGUCUCAUUGUAUUGGGCUUAAAGCACUUCAACGAGACAGAGUUGCCUUACCAGCUGAUGUGUCGUUACUUGAUCCGCACUAAAAAUCAGGAACAGGUUCGCGGGCGUGUACAUAACCUGUGUCUUCGCCGUGCUCCUGACAAUGUGAUCAAGUUCUAUAUGCACCAUAAGGUAGUUCCACGUAUGCCACUGGCCUGUUGUCGGGUGAUACCAGGAGAAGAGCGACCCCCAGUGGAGAGAGAGGAGACCCUUCUUCCCAUUUGGCUUCGGAAAAGUUUGCCAUUUAUCCAUGAAUAUGUGUUGAAGACUAACAAACAUGAAGGACCGGUUUCAUCAGAAGGGGCUUCAUCUGGCCCCUACAUCUUCCCCCCCAGUACACAAUACCCAGUCUCCCUCCCACAUGACCUCAUGUUGAGGUUACAUCCAUCGGGUUUCAAGUCAGUGAACUCACAGCCUGUGGCAAAGCCACGGAGCAUACAUGAAAUUAGUCCCUCCUCCCUUCCCUCUUUGGCUAAGGCCUCUACAAGACCCACAAAUGCUGCUGCCUACUUCACAAAAACCUCUGGAAUUACUCCCAGCCCUGGAGUGAUAUUACUGGCCAAAGCUCCAGCUACUCCUAUUCAAGGGGCUGUUCCACUGGCUCAGGCUCUACUUACUCCUGCCCAUGGAGCUGUGCCAGCAAACACUGCAUUAUCUAUAAAUAUAAGCCAAUCAACUCAAUGUUUUGGACCAAAGACUGUAUGUACUGUAUUACAGGAUGUACCUGCUCCCCCUCCCGUGGCCCUAUUCCAUGUUUCCACUACUGCAGCCAAGAGCAUGGCUUUCCUCAGUCAAGGAGCUGUAAAAAGCAUGGUACAGACAACACCAAUAUACACAGAUAAAGUGAAACAACAGUCGUCUACGCAAAAAUUACUGUCCAUCCAGCCUGCAUCCCCAAAUAUUCCCCCUCAGCCCCUCCAGCUCUUCACAGUCUCCUCAGGAGCAACUGUCAACAUGCUGAAUUUUAGUGUUGGGGGGAAAGGAGAAACAGCAGCAGUGCAGGAAGCUGUGAAAGAAGCUGAUGGGGCCUGCAGCAUGGUCCAACCCACAGUAAUCAUUAACAUCGGUACCCCAAUGGGCUCAAAUGUUGUCUCUCCUGCUUGUGCUAGUGAAGGACAGCAGGAGUGUGCUGAAUCCAGUUUUCCGCAGCAAGACCCUGUGAGUUACCCAAACAGUCCACUUGCUCAGCUCCGCAAACUUGCUAGACCAUUGCUUCCAGCUCCUCCAAGCUCGGGAUCUCCUCAGAACAGCCCUCUGAAGCCUCUCAAUAACCAUUCUUUCCUCUCACACAGCCCACCUCUUCCUGUUGUUGUAUCGUCAGAGCGUGAGACAGUCUCAACCACAAGAAUUCAUUCAGCUUCCAUAGCAAAACCUUGUGAAACUGUAAGAGCCAACGUACCUGAGAAGGUAAAAAAUGGGACUGACCCUUGCAGUGACCAGCUAAAUCCUAUAAGAACCUGUCCUCUAACAAUACAAAGUGCCCAACUUAGGCAUCACGGCCAUUAUGCCCCCUCUACUGAGGCAGUGAUACCUCAGCCGUACAACUCUGUUGUAUUAUCCAAAACAGCUCCAGAGGAAUCUGAGACCGUGAAUUCCCUGAAUAUGUCAAUCUGUAAUGACAUGGCACAGCCUGCCUUAAAUAUAAAAUCUGUGUUUGGCUCAGUUAGGCAGCGAAGCACAGAAGGGUUGCAGUAUUCACUGGAGAGAAGUGAACAAUGGAAAGAGAAGGAAGAAGAUCAUGGAAGAGAUGAAUGGGGUGAAGAGGAGGCUGGAGAAACUUCAGGGCCCUUGUUAGCACUGUCAGAAUCUUCUAGCAGCCCAAGAUCUAGUCUAGACAGCCACGCAGAUGCUCUUGAGAGAUUAAUGGAUGUAGAAGAGAACAAGGGGGUUGAAGAAGAGUGGUGUCAUUUAGCAACAUCAACACCCUGUCCAGAAGAGACAGGACAAAAGGGAGAUGAAGAUGUAAAGGCAGGACAAACAAGUGAGAGGGAGAAGGAUGUUGAAGAGGAGAAAAAUGGCUUGGAGAAUGGUGAUGUGAAGACUGAGAUUGGGAUAAGCUGUGUGAAUCUGCCUUGGCCUGAAGUGACAUGGCAAACAGGACAACGGGGUUUGACAGGAAUGCUCACACUUGCCUCUGCAAAUGGCCAGGAGAAUUCUAGGGAAGGAGGAGGAGGAGGAGGAGGAGGGAGUGGCAGCACGCAAGGUAGUAGGGAGGGAGAAGGCGAGCAGGACAAUAAUGCAGGGGAGAGGCAAGAAGGAAACACUGGUGGAGGUUCUAGUGGGGAGAGAGGAGAAGAUGGAAAGGGGGGAGGAGGAGGAGGAGGAAAGAAAAAUGGAGAUGGAGAGCGAGGUGGAAAAAGGGAAGGAGAUGGAAAACAGCAAGACGGUGGAGAGAAGGAUGGAGAUGGUGAACGAGAAAGGCAGGGUGGGGAGGAGGAGGAGGAAGAGGACUUUGAUGACCUUACCCAGGAUGAAGAUGAAGAGGAAGUGAUGUCAACAGCAUCUGAGGAGUCUGUGUUGUCCGUUCCAGAGCUGCAGGAGACAAUGGAGAAAUUAACUUGGCUGGCAUCAGAACAAAGGUUAUGUGGAGAAGGUGAUUCAGAAGAGGAUAACUCCCCAAACUCUCCCAAUUCUCCAACAUCUCCUACAUCCCCAGUUUCCCAGAAUUCCCAGGAGGAGAACUCUGAGGAGGAAGAAGAAGGGGCGCCCAAGGGGGAGGAAAUGGAAUCUGGUGAAAGUGGAGCUGGCAAACUACCUGGUGAUAGUGUACCCCAAGAGGCAGACCCACCUCAGGCCAAUGGAAAAGGGGUUGGUCGAGGCCGAGGGCGUGGGCGUCCCCCUCCACGCAGCCUGAAGCGUAGUCGUCGCCAGGAGCGGGACAGCAAGGAUACAUCCAAACUGUUGCUACUGUAUGAUGACCACAUCCUGGACAAUGAUCCUCAGAGGGAGAGUAAAGACAUCGCUUUUGCCCAGGCCUACCUCAACAGGGUGCGUGAGGCCUUAAAAGACAUACCUGGGAAGGUGGAGGAGUUCCUGGGAUUGUUGUAUGAAUUUGACCAGGGUGGUGAGAGCCGCAGUGCUGUGGAGCUCUUUAGUCAGCUGAAGCCUUUGCUCAAAGACUGGCCUGACUUACUGCGGGACUUUGCUGCAUUUCUUCUGCCUGAGCAAGCCCUGGAAUGUGGACUGUUUGCAGAGCAGCAAGCCUUUGAACGCAGUCGUCGAUUUCUUCGGCAGCUGGAGAUUAGUUUUGGAGAGAACCCAACUCACUACCAGAAGAUUGUCCGUGCCCUGCAGGGAGGGCCAGAGCUUAGUCCUGCUGGCAUAGAGGAGCUGAAAGCUCAGAUGACUUCUCUCCUUAAAGGUCACACACACCUGCAAGGAGAAUUCUGGGUAUUUUUUGAUGAGCUGCGCCCACCCGCAGCUCGACCAGGGCAGUUUGAGGAAGCAGUUUGGCCAGAGGAGGGUGGUGCUGUGACUGAUGGUGGAGACAGUGGUACUGUGGGUCCAGGAGGAGAAGCUAGUGGAGGAUUUGAAGAAGUCACACUGCCUGACUUAGAGGAAGAAGAAGAGGUUCACAAAAUUCCACCAGUGACACCCAAAAGCAGGAGAAGAAAAGAGCUGGGAACCCAUGGCAAUGAGAAGGAAUGUGACUGGCCAGAGAAGGAUUGCUCCUGUCCCUGCCAUGAUGCUUCUCAUGAGUCGAAACUCCGGAGACACAAAAGGAAGGGUUGUGCUCGCUGCCACACCAGCAAGGUCUCUGACUCCUCUCGGGUUAUGAAAAGUCGUGACCCAUUGUACCCUGGAUCCAACAGUCCUCAACCAGAAAUUAACAUAGAAAAGAGAGGGGAAGAAAGAGAAGAAGAGAGGGAAGGUGUAAAAGAGGUGGAAGGAGAAGUGAAAGAAGAGGGAGGCACUGAGGCAAAUGGUUCACAUCCUGACGGAGGGGUACGCUCAUGGGAUUGUCCACAGAUUGGCUCUGUCCCCCACUCUGAAGAAAGAAAUGAAGAGGAUGAUGAUGAGGAAGAUGAGUGGAAGGAGGAUGAAGGAGAAGGCAGUCCUGCACCAAAAAAGUGCAGAAGUGACAGAGAGGCUAUAGGAGAAUGUGAUGACCCUUCAGUCCUGCAUUCUGGGGAGAGAGAGACAUCAGCAGUAUCCCUUCAGGCCCGUCCAAGCACUGGCCCAGACCCUCCUGUCUGUGCAAAAAACAUCUCUCUUACUCCUAGUGGAGAGAAAGUCAUUCUCUGGACAAGAGAGGCAGACCGUGUGAUUUUAACUGCCUGUCAGCAGCAGGGAGCCAAUCAGAACACCUUCCAGGCCGUCUCUGCCCAGCUUGGAAACAAAACAGCCAGUGAGGUGUCUCGUCGAUUUCGGGAUCUGAUGCAAUUGUUCCACACCGCAGCACGACAAGUCAGUUCAGAAGAUGAGGCCAGCAAUACUGAGCAGCAGUCUGCCACUGAUGAAGAACUGGACUGACCUAAAACCUGUCAAAAUGCCAAGAAGUGCUGUGCACAUAGUGAUGAGAGAGAUGUUGUAUGACAAGGAGGUGCACAAAGAGUGACAAGGCAAUGAACCAAAAGCAAAAAUUGCUCUGCAGCUGCAGAGGACAUUGUGUAUUUAUUCCAAUAACUGCGAUCCUGGAAGUUUGUAUGUGGAACAUAGAAAUUAUUACGACACGUUUUCCGAACAAAACUUUAACUGCAGUACCGAGAAAAGGAAAACACCACCAGCAGAAACGUAAUGAACACAGCCAGUAGUACUUGGGUCAGGACAGGCAUGCAAUAACAUCUGCACAAUCACAACCAAGCAGAGUUCAGAAGACCUUGAACUAUUUGAAGACACACUUGUCUUAAACAUCAAAUAGUCUUGAGUACACCAGCCAACAUUUUUAAAUAUCUGUACUUUAUAUUGUCAGCUGUACAUAAUGUAAAUAGUGUUAAUUGGAUUUAUAUUCCUGGCUGUACAGUAUGUUUUAUUUUACUUUGCACUGGCAUGUUUUCUUGUGAAUGUAAUGAACUGUCAGAAUAUAU
Messenger RNA from Scleropages formosus (Asian bonytongue), 7528 nucleotides. Its product is annotated as GON-4-like protein. Gene Ontology annotation, molecular function: transcription coregulator activity. Gene Ontology annotation, cellular component: nucleus. The transcript is spliced from 31 exons. The record is from RefSeq and is a predicted model, not a curated record. Gene Ontology annotation, biological process: regulation of DNA-templated transcription. Bases 264 to 6974 code for a protein of 2236 amino acids. NCBI's taxonomy places the organism in Eukaryota, Metazoa, Chordata, Actinopteri, Osteoglossiformes, Osteoglossidae.